AUGUCAAUUGCGAUUCGAGUAAUCGCCCUUACCUGUUGCUUCAUUGCGCUCGCUGAUGGAUUUGAUUGCAAGAUUACUGUCCGAGUCACCUCGAAAACAGACAAGAAGUUCAAAGCUGUCGUGGUAGUACCUGCACUUGGAGUCCAAUCUCUUCCCAUGAUCUUUGACGGGAAAACAACCAAGAAAGUACAGGUGAAUGGCGAAGAUUGCGGAAACAAGCCAUGGAUGGUGAAAACCUUCAAAUGGAAACACGGUGAAUGGAGACCAGCAAAAAAUAUCACCGCCAAAUUCCAGGGUAAUGGCUGGUUCAGGGUGACCGUCGAGGAUGAUCUUGAACCUCGCCCAACGGACAGAUUUGGUGUCGCAUGCUAUGAAGGAUUCUGCGGAUAA
Cooperia oncophora is the source of this 390-nucleotide messenger RNA. Lineage: Eukaryota; Metazoa; Nematoda; Chromadorea; Rhabditida; Trichostrongylidae. The record is from the annotation of a GenBank genome assembly.